Pygoscelis adeliae (Adelie penguin) is the source of this 5054-nucleotide messenger RNA. It is a transcript of the gene UNC13A, whose product is annotated as unc-13 homolog A (C. elegans). The annotation marks the transcript as partial. Gene Ontology annotation, biological process: synaptic vesicle maturation; presynaptic dense core vesicle exocytosis; synaptic vesicle priming. Lineage: Eukaryota; Metazoa; Chordata; Aves; Sphenisciformes; Spheniscidae. Gene Ontology annotation, cellular component: synaptic vesicle membrane; presynaptic membrane; presynaptic active zone cytoplasmic component. Gene Ontology annotation, molecular function: phospholipid binding; syntaxin-1 binding; calmodulin binding. The record is from RefSeq and is a predicted model, not a curated record. The transcript is spliced from 43 exons.
UUAAAAAGGCCAAGUUCGAUGGGCCCCAAGAGAAGUUUAACACCUACGUGACACUGAAGGUGCAAAAUGUCAAGAGCACAACCAUCGCGGUGCGGGGCAACCUGCCCUCCUGGGAGCAGGACUUCAUGUUCGAGAUCAACCGUCUCGACCUGGGCCUGACAGUGGAGGUGUGGAACAAGGGGCUCAUCUGGGACACCAUGGUGGGGACGGUGUGGAUCCCCCUCCGGACCAUCCGGCAGUCCAAUGAGGAGGGCCCUGGGGAAUGGCUCACGCUCGACUCCCAGGUCAUCAUGACCGACAACGAGAUUUCGGGCACCAAGGACCCCACUUUCCACCGUAUCCUCCUUGACACCCGCUUCGAGCUGCCGCUGGAUAUCCCCGAGGAGGAGGCCAGGUAUUGGGCCAAGAAGCUGGAGCAGCUCAAUGCCAUGCGGGACCAGGACGAUUAUGCCUUCCAGGAGGAGCAGGAAAAGCCUCUGCCCGUUCACAGCUCCCAGUGCUGCAACUGGAAUUAUUUUGGCUGGGGAGAACAGCAGAACGAUGACCCUGACAGCACGGUGGAUGACCGGGACAGUGAUUAUCGCAGCGAGACCAGCAACAGCAUCCCACCGCCGUACUACACCACCUCCCAGCCCAACGCCUCCGUCCACCAGUACCCCAUGAGGAACCAGCAGCAGAGCUCCCGUGACUCCUAUACCGACUCCAUGCAGAGCUACGAGAUGGACUACUCAGACCAGCGUCCCAUCAGCCCCACGGCCGCCCCCCGCUACGCCUCGUCGGCCGAGCUGAGUCAGGGCAGCUCCCAGCUGAGCGAGGACUUCGAGAACGAGAGCCUGCGGGACUCGGAGCUGGAUGAGCGGGACGGCGACUCCUACCACUCCUGCCACAGCUCCGUCAGCUACCGCAAGGACUCGCCCCGCUGGGAGGAGGAGGACGAUGACCUCUAUCUGGAGGAGGAGGAAGAGGAGGAGGAAGAGUUUAAUGAGGACUACAGCGAGAAUGAGGAAGGCUACCCCAAGGAGGAGGAGGAGGAGGAGGACCUGCAGGAGCAGGGCACCUACAAAACCCCCGAGCACGAUGCCUACCCCCCACCGCAGAAGCCCCCUGGGCAGCAGCAGCAACAGUCUCAGCAGCAGGAGAGGAAGGAGGAGAGGAAGGAGGAGAAGGACAUCUCUGCCCUUCAGGAAACCCCAGAGGCCCUCCAGGCCCAGCAGGGAGCAGACGAAGCUCCCCUGCAAGAGGCGGCCCCUGAACCUGAGCCCCCAAAACCGGCUGAGAGGGAGCAGGCAGAGGUGGAGGUGCAGGAUCCCAAAUCACGAGCCAAAGCCAACUGGCUGAGAGCCUUCAACAAGGUCUGCAUGCAGCUGCAGGAGGCCCGCGGGGAAGGCGAUGGAGAAGCUAAAUCCCUGUGGUUCAAAGGCGGGCCUGGUGGCGGGCUGAUCAUUAUAGACAGCAUGCCGGACAUACGCAAGCGAAAACCCAUCCCCCUAGUUAGCGAUUUGGCAAUGUCCCUGGUCCAGUCCAGGAAAGCAGGAAUCACGUCCGCGCUGGCCUCGAGCACCUUGAACAAUGAGGAGCUGAAAAACCAUGUUUACAAGAAGACCCUGCAAGCCUUAGUGUACCCCAUCUCCUGCACGACGCCCCACAACUUUGAGGUGUGGACAGCCACCACCCCCACCUACUGCUACGAGUGCGAGGGGCUGCUCUGGGGCAUCGCCCGGCAGGGCAUGCGCUGCGCCGAGUGUGGCGUCAAGUGUCACGAGAAGUGCCAGGACCUGCUCAAUGCCGACUGCCUGCAGAGGGCGGCGGAGAAGAGCUCCAAGCACGGAGCGGAGGACCGGACCCAGAAUAUCAUCAUGGUGCUCAAGGACCGCAUGAAGAUCCGGGAGCGCAACAAGCCAGAGAUAUUUGAGCUGAUCCAGGAGGUGUUUGGGGUCACCAAGACCACGCACACGCAGCAGAUGAAGGCAGUGAAGCAGAGUGUCCUGGACGGCACCUCCAAAUGGUCAGCCAAGAUCAGCAUCACAGUUGUUUGUGCCCAGGGCCUGCAAGCAAAGGAUAAGACGGGUUCCAGUGACCCGUAUGUCACUGUCCAGGUUGGAAAGACAAAAAAAAGGACUAAAACUAUCUACGGCAAUCUCAACCCUGUCUGGGAGGAGAAUUUCCAUUUCGAGUGCCAUAACUCCUCCGACCGCAUCAAGGUCCGCGUCUGGGAUGAAGAUGACGACAUCAAGUCCCGUGUCAAGCAGCGCUUCAAGAGGGAGUCCGACGACUUUCUGGGCCAGACAAUCAUUGAGGUCCGGACCCUGAGCGGGGAGAUGGACGUCUGGUACAACCUCGACAAGCGGACAGACAAGUCGGCUGUGUCGGGAGCCAUCCGGCUGCACAUCAGCGUGGAGAUCAAAGGCGAGGAGAAGGUGGCUCCCUACCACGUACAGUACACCUGCCUGCACGAGAACCUGUUCCACUUUGUGACGGAUUUGCAAAACAACGGGGUGGUGAAGAUCCCCGACGCCAAGGGGGACGACGCCUGGAAAGUGUACUUUGAUGAGACGGCGCAGGAGAUCGUGGACGAGUUUGCCAUGCGCUACGGGGUGGAGUCCAUCUACCAGGCCAUGACGCAUUUUGCCUGCCUUUCCUCCAAAUACAUGUGCCCUGGGGUGCCAGCGGUGAUGAGUACCCUGCUAGCCAACAUCAACGCCUACUAUGCCCACACGACGGCUUCCACCAAUGUCUCGGCCUCUGACCGCUUUGCCGCUUCCAAUUUCGGGAAGGAGCGGUUCGUCAAACUCCUCGACCAGCUGCACAACUCGCUGCGGAUUGACCUCUCCAUGUACCGGAACAACUUCCCUGCCAGCAGUCCUGAACGGCUGCAGGAUCUCAAGUCCACGGUGGAUUUGCUGACCAGCAUCACCUUCUUUCGGAUGAAGGUCCAGGAGCUGCAGAGCCCGCCACGAGCCAGCCAGGUGGUGAAGGACUGCGUGAAAGCCUGCCUCAACUCCACCUACGAGUACAUCUUCAACAACUGCCACGAGCUGUACAGUCGCGAGUACCAGACAGACCCGACUAAGAAAGGCGAGGUGCCCCCUGAGGAGCAGGGCCCCAGCAUCAAAAACCUGGACUUCUGGUCCAAGCUCAUCACUCUGAUAGUCUCCAUUAUCGAGGAGGACAAGAACUCCUACACGCCCUGCCUGAACCAGUUCCCCCAGGAACUGAAUGUGGGGAAGAUCAGCGCCGAGGUGAUGUGGAACCUCUUUGCUCAGGACAUGAAGUAUGCGAUGGAGGAGCACGACAAGCAUCGCCUGUGCAAAAGCGCGGACUACAUGAACCUGCACUUCAAGGUGAAGUGGCUGUACAACGAGUACGUCACCGAGCUGCCCUCCUUCAAGAGCCGCGUGCCCGAAUACCCCGCCUGGUUCGAGCCCUUCGUUAUCCAGUGGCUGGAUGAGAAUGAAGAGGUGUCCCGGGAUUUCCUGCAUGGAGCGCUGGAGCGGGACAAGAAGGAUGGGUUCCAGCAGACGUCGGAGCACGCACUCUUCUCUUGCUCCGUGGUGGACGUCUUCUCCCAGCUCAACCAGAGCUUCGAGAUCAUCAAGAAACUUGAGUGCCCGGAUCCCCAGAUUGUUGGGCACUACAUGCGAAGGUUUGCCAAGACCAUCAGCAAUGUGCUACUCCAGUAUGCCGAGAUCAUCUCCAAGGAUUUUGCCUCGUACUGCUCCAAGGAGAAGGAGAAAGUGCCCUGCAUCCUGAUGAACAAUAUCCAGCAGCUCCGCGUCCAGCUCGAGAAGAUGUUUGAAGCCAUGGGUGGGAAGGAGCUGGACACAGAAGCCAGUGAUAUCCUCAAGGAACUGCAGGUGAAACUUAACAACGUCCUGGACGAGCUGAGCCGAGUCUUUGCUACCAGUUUCCAGCCACACAUCGAGGAUUGCGUGAAGCAGAUGGGUGACAUCCUGGGCCAGGUGAAGGGCACCGGCAACGUCCCUGCCAGCACCUGCAGCAGCGUUGCACAGGAUGCUGACAACGUCCUGCAGCCCAUCAUGGACCUCCUGGACAGCAACCUGACGCUCUUUGCCAAGAUCUGUGAGAAGACAGUGCUGAAGCGGGUGCUGAAGGAGCUCUGGAAGCUGGUGAUGAACACGAUGGAGAAGACCAUCGUCCUGCCCCCGCUCACUGACCAGACGGGCACACAGAUGAUUUUCAAUGCAGCCAAGGAGCUGGGGCAGCUCUCCAAGCUGAAGGACCACAUGGUGCGUGAGGAAGCCAAGAGCCUGACCCCAAAGCAAUGCGCAGUGGUGGAGCUGGCACUGGACACCAUCAAGCACAGACACCUCUGGUCCAGCGCUGCCUUGGAGCUGCCAGUCUCGGCAGAGCGGUGCCAGCCUGGCCAGGGCUCAGACCUCUCGCAGGAUCAGCUGGAUCCAGAUGCUGUGCCAGGGCCUGUCCUGGGCACACUGGUUCAUGGUGGGAAAGGUAUUAGGUUUACCCUUAGUGAAGAAAUUUAUCCUGAGAAGGGCUCUGGUGUGGAUGACCCUGUCGGGGAGGUGUCCAUCCACGUGGAGCUCUUCACCCACCCCGGCACUGGUGAACACAAAGUCACUGUCAAAGUGGUGGCUGCGAACGACCUCAAGUGGCAGACGUCGGGCAUCUUCCGGCCCUUCAUUGAGGUCAACAUCAUCGGGCCCCACCUCAGUGACAAGAAGAGGAAAUUCGCCACCAAAUCCAAGAACAACAGCUGGGCCCCCAAGUACAACGAGAGCUUCCAGUUCACGCUGGGGACGGAGACGGGCCCCGAGUGCUACGAGCUGCAGGUGUGCGUGAAGGAUUACUGCUUCGCUCGUGAGGACCGGACAGUGGGCAUUGCUGUCCUGCAGCUCCGCGAGAUCCUGCAGCGACCUGGCUGUGCCUGCUGGCUGCCCCUGGGCCGCCGCAUCCACAUGGAUGACACUGGCCUCACGGUCCUCCGCAUCCUCUCCCAGCGCAACAAUGAUGAGGUGGCCAAGGAGUUCGUCAAGCUCAAGUCGGACACACGCUCGGCCGAGGAGGGCAGCAGUUAA